Messenger RNA from Eurypyga helias (sunbittern), 1273 nucleotides. RefSeq names its product thioredoxin domain containing 12 (endoplasmic reticulum) (gene TXNDC12). Lineage: Eukaryota; Metazoa; Chordata; Aves; Eurypygiformes; Eurypygidae. Gene Ontology annotation, cellular component: endoplasmic reticulum. The transcript has 5 exons. The record is from RefSeq and is a predicted model, not a curated record. The coding region runs from base 11 to 358 and encodes 115 amino acids.
UUUGCCUCUUAUGGUUAUCAUCCACAAGUCGUGGUGUGGAGCUUGCAAAGCUUUAAAGCCAAAGUUCGCCGAAUCCAAGGAGAUCUCGGAACUCGCCCAUAAUUUUGUUAUGGUCAACCUCGAGGAUGAUGAGGAGCCAAAGGAUGAAGACUUUAGUCCCGAUGGAGGUUACAUUCCCAGAAUCCUUUUCAUGGACCCCAGUGGAAAAGUCCACCCGGAAAUCAUAAAUGAGAAAGGAAACCCCAGCUACAAGUAUUUCUAUACCAAUGCUGAUCAAGUUGUCCAGGGGAUGAAGGAGGCCCAGGAGAAGCUAACAGGUGAUGCUUUCAAACAAAAACACCUGGGAGAUGAACUCUAAGGAACCCGCUGCAGGAUGCAUCACUUCAGAACUCUAAAAGGAAAUGAUUAAACAGACCAAGAAUGUAGAGGCACUGGAGGGACACAAUUCUCCCAUCAACAGUGUUAGGUUAAACCCCGUUUGGAGUUCACACACAUGCAUCAGUUAGUGUUAGCUCCUCCUCUCCCUGGCAGUUCAUACUGUAACGGUUAUUUGCAACUAGGUAAUGUGCAAACACAUCUGUUUGUGUGUUUGAGUAACCACUAAUAUGUUUGAUGUUAACAGGGAGGUGUGUAGGGCAAAACAUUAUUUGAGGACAAACAGUGUGUUUGGAAUAACUAGAAGCAGCCAACAUUUUGACACUUAAUCAGGGUUGGAUCCCUCUUUUCUCACUGGUAUUAUGUGAUCCCACUGUUUUUACUAGGGAUUCCUAUGAAUGUUUCUGGGCCAGGUGUUUUCUAGACAUCCCAAGCCAUGAAUUCUGCCACUAAGCCAAGUAGAAUAAAUUUAAUGAAUGUCCAAGUAGCAUGUGAAAUUAUUAGCUCUGCAAACAUAUUUUUGUGUAAAACGGUGUGUGAUUCAUUUUUAUUUGCCCUUGGGCAGAAAUUUCACCUUUUCCUUGUGCACUCACCUUAUGAUUGUUCUAUCAAGUGAGGGGUGGGUUAUGUUGAAGCUUUACGGGGUUUCCCCCUUUUACUCUUUGAAUGUUUUUUGGCGGAUGCCUUGCCAUCACAUUGUACUGUAUUUUUGUACCAGGGUGAAAAUUAAACCUUUUUAAACAUAAGCCUGCAGCCAGUGUUUUGUGGUAAAGGGCAGAGCUUGCCAUUCUUAAGCACGGGGGAAUAUAUUUUUGUUUAUGUUGCAGGGGUUAUUCAUGGUGAAUGUCACAGCUGAAGGUUUCUCCUUUUUAUAAUUAAAAACCAAACAAUUGCUUUU